AUGGUCGAAGUGUCGCUUACAGUAGGCAAACUCGACGCCUCUCUUGCGCUACUUUUAACUAAAGACCACCACCUCAUCGAGUUCCCCACAAUUUUGCUUCCCAAUGGAGUCAAGGCUGGAUCGAUUGUUAAGAUCAAGGUGGAUCGAGACUUGGACACUGAAUUGGAGGAGAAGAAGCAGUUCCAGGCGAUCCAGGAUGAAAUCAUCAACACCUUUGGCAAAAAUUUGCCCAAGGCGCCUCAAUUGAGAAUAAAAAACGUUACCCAGACCUCCUGUGUCUUGGAAUGGGACGACUUAGACUUGGGCACCGCUUCGCUUAAGAACCUUGUUUUGUUCAGAGACGGCAAGAAACUCGGUGCCAUUCCUCAGGCUUUGACCAACAAAACCACGAAAUUGUCCGGCUUGCCCAUUGACCAGUCCUUCAAGUUCCACUUGAGAUUGGACACCACCGCUGGUGUCUACAAGUCUGAUGAGGUGGAAGUCACUACACAUAAAAUGACCGACUUGUCGGGUAUCACAGUCUGCUUGGGCGACAUUACGCCUAAUGACCAAUUUAAUGUUGACGACAUACAAGCUGCCUUGAAGAACAUGGGCGCUCACCACCCUGCUCAAGAAACCGUCAAGGUCGAUACCACACACUUUAUCACUACGAGAGAGAACAAGCAGAAUCCAGAAUUUGUCAAGGCCAACGACAUGAACAUUCCUAUUAUACGGCCCGAGUGGUUGAAGGCUUGUGAGAGAGAAAGACGAAUUGUGGGUGUCAGAGACUUCUACGUGAAGGAUUGUCUGUUGCCGGACAUCUUGAGCAGAGACUACUGGAAGAAGGCUUCCACUAAAGCAGCUGCUCCAAGCGAAGGCAGUGAGUCCGAAGCACCAGUUGUUAGGGUGACCUCACCAUCGCCAGACCAAAGCCGUGACGAACCCAAGGAGGAGUCUAAGGAGGAGCUCACAGAAGAGCCCAAGGCAGAGCCUGAGGUGCCAGAAGCUGAUAAAGCCGCAGAGGAAAAGCCAGCAGAGAAUGAAGUUUCGCUAGAUACAGAGAAGCCAGAGGCUGCUGAGCCUGCCACUGAGCCUGCCACUGAGCCUGAGUCUGCUAAGAUAGAGGAUUCCAAGUUGGAGGAGGCUUCGGAAGAAGCUAAGACGGAGGAUGUCAAGCCUGAGGAACAGCCCGACGAAAAGCCUGAAGAGGCAGAGGAGUCCAAGGCUGAAGAAAAGUUAGAGGAGCCAAAGGCUGAGGACCCACAACCAGAAGAGGUGAAGGCCGUCGAGCCAACGACGCAAGGCGAGUUGUCUGAGGUCGACCUCAACGAGGCCAAUCCCGAGUCUGGCGUUGCUGAGCACACCAACCUUGCUGAGGACCUCGCGAAAGAAGAGGCCAAGGAGACCGAAGAACCCAAGGAAGCCGAAGAAGCCAAGGAGGCCGAGCCAGAGGCUACACAGGAGCCAGCGACCACCGAGAUCAGCCUCGAGGACGACGCUCCAAGCAGCGGACCGCAGAACGGACCUGGCAAGAAGAAGAACAAGAGAAAGUCAAAGAAGUAG
Candidozyma duobushaemuli is the source of this 1542-nucleotide messenger RNA. RefSeq names its product Chs5p (gene CHS5). The record is from RefSeq and is a predicted model, not a curated record. The transcript has a single exon. Gene Ontology annotation, biological process: Golgi to plasma membrane transport; conjugation with cellular fusion. Gene Ontology annotation, cellular component: exomer complex; trans-Golgi network. Lineage: Eukaryota; Fungi; Ascomycota; Pichiomycetes; Serinales; Metschnikowiaceae. The coding region runs from base 1 to 1542 and encodes 513 amino acids. Gene Ontology annotation, molecular function: protein dimerization activity.